CACACAGUUUAACCCUCUCACUCUUUUGCCGCUCACGCCGUCGUGCGACUGAACACCGUCGAGUCAAACUACCACUCAGUCACGACGGUCAACGGAAGCCACAACCGGCAACAAUCGUACGGCUGCGAUGGCGAAGAUCAUGUUAGGAUGCGAGCCGGUCGUCGGAUCAUUAACUCCGUCCAAAAAGAGAGAUUACAGAGUCACAAACAGGUUACAAGAAGGAAAACGUCCGAUAUACGCCGUCGUUUUCAACUUCAUCGACUCUCGUUUUUACAACGUGUUCGCUACCGUUGGCGGUAAUCGCGUUACUGUAUACCAAUGCCUCGAAGGUGGUGUUAUUGCUGUACUUCAGUCCUAUAUUGACGAUGAUAAGGACGAGUCUUUCUAUACUGUGAGUUGGGCUUGUGAUGCUGACGGGACACCGUUGCUAGUAGCUGGAGGAAUCAAUGGUAUAAUUCGCGUCAUUGAUGCUGGCAAUGAGAAGAUACACAAGAGUUUUGUUGGCCAUGGGGACUCAGUAAACGAAAUUAGAACACAAACCCUGCGACCUUCUCUAGUGCUAUCUGCAAGUAAAGAUGAAUCUGUUCGCUUGUGGAAUGUUCAAACUGGAAUAUGCAUUUUGAUAUUUGCUGGAGCUGGUGGUCAUCGCAAUGAAGUAUUGAGUGUGGAUUUCCACCCUUCGGAUAUAUAUCGUAUUGCCAGUUGUGGGAUGGAUAAUACUGUAAAGAUCUGGUCAAUGAAAGAGUUUUGGACAUAUGUUGAGAGAUCUUUUACAUGGGAGGGACUUCCUUCACAAUUUCCUACAAAAUACGUGCAGUUUCCGGUAUUAAUUGCUUCAAUUCAUACAAAUUAUGUCGACUGCAAUAGGUGGCUUGGUGAUUUCAUACUAUCUAAGAGUGUAGACAACGAGUUCAUAUUGUGGGAGCCGAAGAUGAAAGAGCAGUCUCCAGGAGAGGGCACGGUGGAUAUUCUUCAGAAAUAUCCUGUACCUGAUUGUGACAUCUGGUUUAUAAAGCUUUCCUGUGAUUUCCAUUACAAUGCAGCAGCUAUUGGUAACAGAGAAGGAAAAAUCUAUGUAUGGGAAUUGCAGACUAGCCCGCCUUCUCUUAUUGCAAGGUUAUCUCAUAUUCAGUCCAAAUCGCCAAUCAGGCAAACUGCUAUGUCAUUUGAUGGAAGCACAAUUCUGAGUUGCUGUGAAGAUGGCACCAUCUGGCGUUGGGAUACUGUUGCAACCUCGUAGCUUGUUUUGUUGGUUUGAAACAAGUCAUGUUGUGUACCAUGUAUAGUCCCUUCAGCAAUUUCGUUUGUUUUCUGUGGUGAUGAUGAGGCAUUUUAAUUUGUUCUUUUUUAAACUAUGAUAGUAGGAUGUAUUCGUUUAGUGACUGGCCAACUUGAUAUCUGUUUGUCGGUGUUAAGCUUGCAUAACGGGUUGAUUUGUCA
Messenger RNA from Helianthus annuus (common sunflower), 1440 nucleotides. Its product is annotated as polycomb group protein FIE1. Lineage: Eukaryota; Viridiplantae; Streptophyta; Magnoliopsida; Asterales; Asteraceae. The record is from RefSeq and is a predicted model, not a curated record. Gene Ontology annotation, cellular component: ESC/E(Z) complex. Bases 128 to 1240 code for a protein of 370 amino acids. The transcript is spliced from 13 exons. Gene Ontology annotation, biological process: negative regulation of transcription by RNA polymerase II. Gene Ontology annotation, molecular function: protein binding; nucleosome binding.